Beauveria bassiana ARSEF 2860 is the source of this 1407-nucleotide messenger RNA. RefSeq names its product C6 transcription factor, putative. Gene Ontology annotation, cellular component: nucleus. Bases 1 to 1407 code for a protein of 468 amino acids. Gene Ontology annotation, molecular function: DNA binding; zinc ion binding. The transcript has a single exon. The record is from RefSeq and is a predicted model, not a curated record. Gene Ontology annotation, biological process: DNA-templated transcription. NCBI's taxonomy places the organism in Eukaryota, Fungi, Ascomycota, Sordariomycetes, Hypocreales, Cordycipitaceae.
AUGUCGCUCUCCAUCAACUUUCCACUAGGAAACCUGAAUGAUGCCACAAUCACAGUAGAAGAAUUACUGUCCCAAUUACCCCGGCGCUCAAUACAGAGAGUCUUCAUCUCGUACUUUAUGGAGACGAUUGAAAAGACGUAUCACAUAGUGGACGAAGCAGCCUAUGAGCGGGAACUGCGGGCGUUUUGGAUGCCAGGCUCCGUGACCCCAGAAGACUGGCUUGGCGUGCACUUUGUCAUCCUCUCACUUGGCUGCCAAGUAUACAACCACCAUGCCUUUCGAAAGGGCCAGGACAUUUACGAAGCGCUGCCUGUGCGGCUCCUCAGCGGCGCGGAAUUGUGCCUGAAACGCACCCCAUUCUUGUUCCACCCGAGUCUCAACAUUAUCAAGAUGCUUAGUCUCAUGGUUAUUGCGAAGCAGGUGUACGCCAUGUCGUGCCACCAGGCCGACACCUGUUGGCAGCUGACGGGCUUGGUUGCGCGGCUGGCCACGAGCAUGGGACUGCAUACAGACGUGCCCGUGAGCGACGAGCCCACGCCGUACGAGGAGAAGAUGAAGCGCCGGGUGUGGACGCUGGCCGUGUACAUGGAGAUGAAGCAGUCGCUCGUGUGCGGCAUGCCGCUCCUCCUGCGGUCGUCCGACAUGGCCGCACUGCUCCGCAAAGAGGCCUUUGUCGACGGCAAUGCCGGGACCUCCUCCUCCUCAUUGGCCGACAACCUCGGCGGCGCGCAGCUCCUCCACCCCAGUCUCCUCGAGGAGACGUUUGCCAGCGCCGGCAGACUCAUCGCCAAGGCCAUUGAGCUGGCGACGUGCGUCGAGGACCCGGCCACCUACGCCGAGGUGGUCGAGCUCGACGCGGCGCUGCGGCAGCAGCUCAAGCGGCCCGAGACGGGCCUCCACUUCCCGACGGGCCUCGGCGUCGUCCUCGGGCCCGUCGACGUGGCGACGUGCAUGGUGGACAUUUUCUGCCGGCAGACCAUCAUGGCGCUGCACGCGCGCUUCGCGCUGCAAGAGCGGUCGUCGACGCGGUACCCCGUCUCGUACCUGGCGUCGCUCGAGAGCGCCCUGUCCAUCCUGUCGCGGCAGCGCGACCUGUGCGAGGGGCAGCCCGCGGCGCCGAGCUCCUGGCUGGCCGGCCUCUUUCGGCACGAGUUUUUUACGGCUGCCAUGACGGUCUGCUUUCAUCUCGUGCGCGGCGGCCACGACGACGACAUGAUGAUGAUGAACAGCAGCAGCAGCAGCAUGAUGCCGGACGGCUCGGGCCGGCCGCAGGAGAUUAUGCUCGACGCGCUGCAGUCGUGUCGGGAUGUGUGGAGCAUGGAGAGGAAGAAUUCAGUGUGUAAUGCGAAUGCGUUUAAUAUUGUCGACAGACUGGUGACUUGGAUAAGAGAGUCGCGCGAAAAGUAG